Bactrocera oleae (olive fruit fly) is the source of this 1205-nucleotide messenger RNA. RefSeq lists its product as uncharacterized. The record is from RefSeq and is a predicted model, not a curated record. NCBI's taxonomy places the organism in Eukaryota, Metazoa, Arthropoda, Insecta, Diptera, Tephritidae.
CGCCCGAUUGUAGCUUUCAGUAUUGAAGAUAGAACAGUAGAAAAAAUAAAGGAGAAACGCAAAGAAAAAUCCAAACUUAACAAUCCAACUUUCAAAGAAAAAUUAGAAAAACAAAAAGAAAUGCGAAACCUGAAAAGACAAGGAAAAAUAAAUCAAAAUAUCAAAGAACCUCAGACUGACGAUAAGGCGAAACUAAAGAAACAUAUAAAAAAACUAGAAGACUCGCGUUCUACACCUCAAAUUAAUGUGAAAGAUAAUGAAAUAGAUGCGUUCAACGAUUUCGUUGGUACAGCAGCAAAGCCUGGUUCUAACAUUCGUUUACGAUCAAUUAAAAAAAUUGCUGAACAGGCACAGGAUCAUCGAAAAAAUCUAAUAACAAAUAAACGUAAAGAGAAAGCAAAAAAAAUUCGCCAAAUUCAUUUGGCUGAGCGAAACGAGGUUCAAAAACCAAAACAAGGAAAAAAAGAAGAGCACGACGAUUUAGAAUAUCUGGUGAAAAAAUAUAAACGAAUGAUAGACAGUCAAGCUAAUGUGGGAAGUAUCAGAGAAUAUCAAGAGAAAACUCAACAAGACGUACCAAAAAGGACGAAAUGGUAUUCAGAAUAGUAUGUAGGCGUUGAGCGGUGUAAUAUGAGCACGACUAUAAAAGGGUCAUAUUUUAAGACAGGUAUGCACUACAGUCACCCGAAUCAACCACGUAUCAGUUACACAAAUAAAAAGCAUUCACCUAGUGCCUCGCUAAUAGGAGCACGAGAUUGGUUUGAUCUUAUGAUGGCUCGAGAAAGGUUGAAAUUACCACAAGGUUCAAAACUUCGAUAUACAGAGUGGCGGAUUUUUACAGGUGAUCCAAAAUUGUUUUACGUUGAUGGAUUCCGCUACGAUAAAAUACUUGCGUUCAUGGGAGAGGAGUCAAACUAUUGGAUGUUCUAUGAAAAUGUACAACGUACUCGACGCAUUGAAGGCAGUGGCCGACUGCCAUUGACAUAUUGUUCAUGCUGUUUAUUUAGCCAAUAUAUGGCGGUGUUAGAUACAAUAAAGAAUUGUUUAUCUAGAAAACGAUAAAAUAUAAUUAAAGUAGUUAUAGAGUAAUAAAAGGAAUUGUGACUGUUAAUUAAUUAUUGAUUUCUAUUUUUCCCAUAUAUGUCAUAUUCGCAUGAAUUUUGAUUAACAAUCAAAUAUGCAUUAAACUGAGAAUUCACUAUUUA